GCGAAGGCUAUUUUAUGGUAAUCUGAAAUCUCCUCCUCCUCAUCAUUCGUCUUCCCCAGCUAUGUUGAGCCGACGCCAUCCAUCAUCACUCGCUCUGACACAGUGACAAAGAGAGAGAGAUCGCGGAAACGUUUCAGUAUUAUUUUUGCGUGUCGAAGAAAAGCAACAGAGUUGCAGGCAUCACCCUCAAGGCCAAGUGAAGGUGCGAUCCCUCUCUGGCUUUCUCUGCUCUUCACAGGUCACAUAGAAAAUGGUGCUCGGAAGCCUUGGCAGUGACGAGCAACGCCAGGCGACUGGAGUAAACUUUGGAAACCCUAACAAUGGCGAGACAACCUUUGAUACGGAUCAAACUCACCGUUUCAGUGAAGAAAUCGACAGCAAUUGUUCUACUCCUUAUGUUAGUGCUCCGUCUAGUCCAGGCCGUGUUCCUAACGGUUAUUUUUUUAGUGCUCCUGCGAGUCCAAUGCACUACAUUCUUGCUUCGUCAUCUUCUUCAAAGUCUGCUUCCGGUUUCGUGUCUUCUUCCAACGAUGGCUUCGUUUCUGGUUCCUUCGAAUUUGAAUUCUCGGCGAGGUUUCCUUCCAACGCGUCGACCUCUGCUGGUUCUAUGAUUUCUGCUGACGAGUUGUUUCUUAACGGCCAGAUCCGCCCGAUGAAGCUUUCGUCUCACUUGCAGAGGCCUCAAAACUUGGCUCCAUUGCUGGAUCUGGAAGGUGAGGACGAGUACGACGGCAACAAGGAUGCGAGAGGACGUGAGUUCGAGAAACGAGAGGAGUCGCUGGUUCGGGGAAGAGAUCUGAGGCUACGCAGCAGGUCUCUGCAUAGGAGAACAAGGUCUCUGUCUCCCCUGAGAAACUCUUCGCUUGAGUGGCACGAGGAUGAAGAAGAGCGAGAGAUUAGCGAGCGUGAUCUAGACUUGGAAGAUCCCGACCGUAAACAGUAUGAAACGCCGUCGACGGAGACGACGCCUUCCGUAUCUGCUUCAUCGUCUAGGUCUUCUUCUUCGGGAAGGAGCUCAAAGAGAUGGAUCUUCUUGAAGGAUUUGCUCUACCGAAGUAAAAGCGAGGGCAGAGGGAACGGUAAGGAGAAGUUCUGGUCUUCCAUUUCCUUUUCUCCCGUUAAAGAGAAGAAACCUCCCUCUACGUCUCUGCCUUCGUCGUCUUCGAAAGAGAAAAAUCCACCUACUCCGUCGGUUCCAACGACGGAAACCCAAAAACCAAAACGAGCUCCCCAGGUACCCGCUAAGAAAACUGCCGCGGCAGGAAAACCCGCCAACGGCGUUAGCAAGCGUCGAAUACCUCGGUCACCUCACGAGCUGCACUACACAACUAACAGAGCCCAGGCGGAGGAGAUGAAGAAGAAGACAUUCUUGCCAUACAGGCAAGGACUCCUGGGGUGCCUUGGGUUUACGUCCAAGAGUUAUGGAGCCAUGAACGGGUUCGCUCGAACCCUGAACCCAGUCUCUUCUAGAUAGAGUUUAGUUCAAAGAACUAUGGCGCCAUGGACGGGUUUGCUCGAAACCUGAAUCCAGUCUCUUCCAAAUAAUAUACUUCAGGAGUGGAAGGGACGGUGAGAUAUUAGUCAGACAUAUGUAUAGUGUUUUUUUUUUCCUUUUUUUCUUUCUUAAAUAUAUGGAUUCUAUUAUCUUUGUAAUUUUUGGCCAAGUUUUCUUCCUUCUUUAAAACCAGCUAUCCGUCAAUAGAUUUUUAUGGAAAUUCUAGAUUUCCAUUGUCAUCUACCCGAUUGUAAUGGAAAAACCAUGUAAACAUUGAUGCAGCUUUAUUCUAUUUGGGAGGUCAUUCUCUCGGUAGAGGUUCUACUCCUGCAUUUGGAGCUUUUCUGUAAGUACAACAUGAUUUGUCCAGUUAAAUGAAUGAUUUGAUGGUAGGUUCA
Molecule: messenger RNA, 1893 nt
Organism: Macadamia integrifolia
Lineage: Eukaryota; Viridiplantae; Streptophyta; Magnoliopsida; Proteales; Proteaceae
Exons: 1
Coding region: 251-1474 (407 amino acids)
Source: RefSeq, a predicted model, not a curated record